GAUACAUCUUCUCUGAGCAGAUCAGUAACUUCUAUUUGUGGAAAGUCUUGCUUGUUAGAACAAAUAGGGCCACAUGCACCUAUAUUGACCAAAUUGACACCCCAUUAGAUAUAUUUUGCUUAAUGUAAAUAUUGAUGUCACAACAUCGCAUUACAUGGUUGUUGUUACUAAAAUUACCUGUGCUGUUUCUUUAAGAGACUUUCCUGCUCACAGGAUCUUUAAGUAAAGAGACUUUGUAAUAUUAGACACUAGAGGACGCAUAGCAACAGGAAGUGUACUGUAAAAUGUGCUAUUGCACGAAGUUUACAUUGUCCUGACAUGUUCCUAAUAUUCUUCAGCAUUUCAGGAAUGAUAAAGGAAUAAGUUGCUCUUUCUGAGAGAGAUGAAGGCGCGAUGAAACAGCAGCACUGAAAUAAGUGGAAGCACUUCUUAAGCCAGUCACUUUCACUGCAAGAUGGAAUUAUUUUCUAAAACCAUGAUUUAUCUCUCACUCUGGUUCAAUAUCUUGAUCUUUCUUUGUUCUUUCUGUAAUGGUGGCAAAAUCUUGGUGGUUCCUUUGGAGGGAAGUCAUUGGGUGAACAUGGAUGUACUCAUCAAGGUCUUACACAGCCAGGGUCACACACUUGAUGUAAUACGCACCAGCAACAGCUGGUACGUGAAGGAAAACUCCACUUAUUACAACUCUAUAACAGUACCUAACUCCAAAUGGAUUGAUGAAGGAUUUAUAAAAGAAAUGCUCCACAAAAUUAUCAACCACGAUAGAGGAAAGAGCACCUUGCUAAGUGUUUUACGUUUGCAUGUGGAUAUGUUCAAUAGCUUAUUUAAAGUGCAUGGAAUGAUAUGUGAGCUUGUAACAAACAUAUUUGAAAAUGAUGACUUAAUGAAGACAUUGAAGGAAAGGCAGUAUGAUGUGGUCCUCACUGAUCCUAACUGGGGUUCUGGCAUUCUUCUGGCUCAUAAACUUCAGUUGCCCAUGGUCUAUAACGUGAGGUGGACCAUUUGUGGUGAAGGACACUUAGACAUUGCUCCUUCACCACUGUCCUAUAUUCCUAUGACACUAUCAGGACACACUGACAAAAUGAACUUCUUUCAAAGAGUUAAAAAUGUUUUCUUCUAUUUGUUGAUGAACCUUUCAUACAAGCUUUUGAAUGAGCCACAGUACCAAGCUCUUUGUAACAAAUAUUUUCAUCCAUCUGUACGGUUUCAUGACCUUCUCCAGGGGGCUGACAUUUGGCUCAUGAGGGUUGAUUUUGUUUUUGAAUUUCCACGUCCAACCUUGCCAAAUAUCAUCUACAUUGGCUGCUUCCAGUGCAAACCAGCAAAGGCUCUUCCACAAGAUCUGGAGGGCUUCAUGCAAAGUUCUGGAGAACAUGGAGUCAUUGUCAUGUCUUUAGGGACAUUUGUCAGUGACCUACCACAUGAUGUAACUGAGGAAAUAGCUGAUGCUUUUGCUCAGCUCCCUCAAAAGGUGAUUUGGAGAUACACUGGAAAGAGACCAUCUACUUUGGGCAACAACACAUUACUGGUUGACUGGAUGCCACAGAACGAUCUUCUAGGACAUCCAAAGACUAAAGUUUUUGUUGCACAUGGUGGAACCAAUGGGGCUCAGGAAGCUUUGUAUCAUGGUAUCCCAGUGGUGGGAAUUCCACUCUUUUUUGACCAAUACGACAAUCUUCUUCGACUUCAAGACAAGGGAGCAGCCAAGAUAGUCUCCAUCGCAACUUUAGAUAAGAAUGUCCUCUACACAGCCAUACGUGAAGUAAUCAAUGAGCCAUCCUAUAGACUGAGUAUGCAGAGACUGUCUCAUCUUCACCAAGACCAGCCAGUUAAACCUUUGGACAGUGCCCUCUUCUGGAUUGAGUUUGUUAUGAGACACAAAGGUGCUGCUCACCUUCGUACAGAAUUCUACAAACUGCCUUGGUACUCCUAUUACUCAAUAGAUGUUGCAGUUACAUUGCUUGUAGUUGUUUUGAUUUUCAUUCUCUUGAUAUUUUUAACAGUCCGAUAUCUGUGUGUCAUGUUGUGCUGUAGUAGAAAAAGGAAAACUGAGUGACUGACACGUUUACAUGUUUGCA
Molecule: messenger RNA, 2075 nt
Organism: Myxocyprinus asiaticus (Chinese sucker)
Lineage: Eukaryota; Metazoa; Chordata; Actinopteri; Cypriniformes; Catostomidae
Product: UDP-glucuronosyltransferase 2A1-like
Exons: 3
Coding region: 455-2053 (532 amino acids)
Molecular function (GO): UDP-glycosyltransferase activity
Source: RefSeq, a predicted model, not a curated record